AUGACUCCUCCUGGACGCCGCCUCCUCUGCAUAUCCUUACUAAUCGUCACCCUUACGUUCAGCUAUCUUUACCUCUUCUCUAAGCCUCAAUACAACCAGAUCCCCAACUAUGCGCCUCUGAGAAAAACCCACUCCUCCUCAAAGGUCGCGAUUGCGACAUUUCUGUCCGGCGGCGAAGACCCCUCCGCGCCCAUAGAAGACGAUUUCUAUUUCCAAGCUGCUAGAACAUUAACGUACCAGCUCUUACAUGAUCCUGAAACGCGGUCUAAGAGAGCAGACAUUCCAUUCCUCGUGCUCUGCACCCAAGACGUUGCCAGUUCAAAACUUAAGCGCUUAGAGCUCGACGGCGCAAUUGUAGAGGUUGUAGCUGACGUGCCCCUUCCCUACUGGAUAUCGACGGGAGUAACGCGAUGGAAAGACCAAUUCACCAAACUGCGCAUUUUCGAGAUGGUAGAGUAUGAACGGGUUUUAUUCAUCGACGCCGAUACACUGAUCGUCAAGCCCAUUGAUGGGAUUUUUGACGAGGCGAUGAUUCAGAUUCCCAUGACGUCACUACUACACAGGACUCUAGAGGUGAAAAAUGACGAGAAGCCGCUACCUAGCAACUACUCCUUCGCCGCACGCAGCGACAACGCCUUCUCUGGGGAAAGAGAUCACCCUUUCCCCCCACCUCCGACGGAAAGCUUCUCAGCGGGAUUUUGGUUAGCAGCGCCGAGUACGGAGAUAUUCGAGUAUUUGACGAGUGUGAUGGGAAAUUGGAGGAGGUUCAAUCCACAUACAAUGGAGCAGAGCUUGCUGAAUUACGCAUUCAGGAGGUCGGGACCGAUGCCGUGGUACGAAUUAGGGUGGGAGUGGAGUGCUACAUGGCCGAGUUUGAGGGAUUGGGAGGGCGGUGUAAAGAGCCUGCACGAGAAAUGGGAUCGCACGGGGCCGGAAGAGUUGAGAAAGAAGUGGCAGAAAGUGAAGAGUGAGAUGGAGACUUUUCAACAGGAGAGUAAGGAGUGA
Messenger RNA from Sclerotinia borealis F-4128, 1005 nucleotides. NCBI's taxonomy places the organism in Eukaryota, Fungi, Ascomycota, Leotiomycetes, Helotiales, Sclerotiniaceae. The record is from the annotation of a GenBank genome assembly.